Messenger RNA from Fomitopsis serialis, 960 nucleotides. RefSeq lists its product as uncharacterized. NCBI's taxonomy places the organism in Eukaryota, Fungi, Basidiomycota, Agaricomycetes, Polyporales, Fomitopsidaceae. The coding region runs from base 1 to 960 and encodes 319 amino acids. The transcript is spliced from 11 exons. The record is from RefSeq and is a predicted model, not a curated record.
AUGUUCUUCAAGCCCGUCUCUGUUUCUGGCGACAUCCUCGUCCGUGACCAGCUUAAACGCCUCGUCAAGCCUUUGUCUCUGCUUUUUGCCCAAAUGCCGCAAGGUCGCCCCGCUCCCACCUACCUGACCCGCGUGGAAAGGGCCUUGACUUGGUUCGUUAAAGGGGGCACUCGCGAGCUUGAUGUUGAUUCAAUCUCGGCGCUGGUUCGAGACGUGGAUGCAAUCAUGGGUCGGAAAUCUGGCCCGCACUACAAGACCUUCAUUAGAAAGGCUCUCGCGAAAGAGCAACGAAGGCGACGUCUAUCCUACAACAAAGAGACAGGCGCAGUCCGAAUCAACCAUCGCGGACUGGUGAAAUAUGAGACGGUCCCAGGGGUAACGUUAAGCAGGGCCCAGGCACUGCAGCAUCGCGACCUCUGCGUCAAUGCCCUCGCCCAGGUCAGGGCCUCAGUGAACCAGUUCACGCUCCGAGUGGCGCACAUCCGGUUCUUCGAAGAAGUUAGGGAUGGUGACGAUCCCAUGGUGGUCAGUCCUGAGGAGAUUGCUAUCACGGUCAACAAGAAGUCUAUAUACACCGACGGCAUCCGCAUGGAUAUCAUGCUCUCCUUCAACUUCGGCCAAAUCGAUGGCACCUGCUCAACCUGCGUUCCCUCGGUGCACUCGAUCCGUCUGCCUAUGAGGCGGGGGCCCGGGGCACGUGCGGCGCGCACGGCUGGCGUACAAGGCAAUGAGGAGAUGUCGCUCGCGCGCGUGAAGGAUGGUCCGCCGUCCACGAAGGAGGGCGAGCGUGAUGCUGAACCCGCUCCCGCGCUCGUCGUACAAGGCCAACGUGAAGCGGCGACGGCGACGCUCGCGCUCAGGUCGAGUGGUGUUGGCGUCCACCAAGAGCUCGUCUCGUCCAUGCUCUCAUGGAAGCCGACGGUCGUCGAGCGCGACUUCACGGACGCAGAGAUCGUGUAA